Messenger RNA from Ictidomys tridecemlineatus (thirteen-lined ground squirrel), 1401 nucleotides. Its product is annotated as HLA class II histocompatibility antigen, DM alpha chain. Gene Ontology annotation, biological process: antigen processing and presentation; immune response. NCBI's taxonomy places the organism in Eukaryota, Metazoa, Chordata, Mammalia, Rodentia, Sciuridae. Gene Ontology annotation, cellular component: MHC class II protein complex; membrane. The record is from RefSeq and is a predicted model, not a curated record.
AAGAUGCGCCACCCACCACAGCAUUCUGCCACAAGAUGGCACUGGUCUGAAGAGCCAGCAGCCUGAGGCUAUGAGGAGAGCUCCACCAGGAGGCAGACAUUCCUCAGCUGGCGGCUCAGCCCAGUGACACACCACACUGGACCUAGUCUUCAGAAGAGCCAAGUCUUCAGAAGGUUGCUGGCCCUAGAUCUCUCCCUAGUGACUCAUGAUGCUGAAUCCUACACUUCUGUGAUUGGUUUACCCAAAAUGACAAGGGCAACUAUUGGAGAUGAACUGGCAAAACAUAAUCUAAGACUACUCUCUGGGGGAGGGAGUUGGAGACCUGGGUCUGCCUGUUGGUAGCACUACCUACUGUGUGGUGUGAAGAUAUGGAUCAUGAGCAGAGCCAGGGAGCUACGCUGCUUCAGCUGCUAAGGCUUCUGUGGCUGCUGCCCCACUCCUGGGCCACCCCUGCAGCUCCUGCUCCACUGUGGCGGGAUGACCUGCAAAACCACACAUUCCGACACACUGUGUUCUGCCAGGAUGGGAGUCCCAGCAUAGGGCUCACUGAGACCUACGACGAAGACUUGCUUUUCUCCUUCGACUUUUCCCGGAAUACUCGGGUGCCCCGUCUCCCUGAAUUUGCUGACUGGGCUCAGGAUCAAAGAGAUGCCUCUGCCAUUGUAUUCGACAAAGGAUUCUGUGAAGCAAUGAUUGAGAAAAUAGGCCCCCAACUUGAAGGGCAAAUCCCAGUGUCCAGAGGUUACCCUGUUGCUGAGGUGUUCACAAUGAAGCCCCUGGAGUUUGGCAAACCCAACACGCUGGUCUGCUUUAUCAGUAAUCUCUUCCCGCCCACGUUGACGGUGAACUGGCAGCAUAAUUCGGUCCCUGUGGAAGGAGUUGGGCCCACUUUUGUCUCAGCUAUGGAUGGACUCACCUUCCAGGCCUUUUCUUAUUUAAACUUCACACCGGAACCCUAUGACCUUUUCUCCUGCAUCGUGACUCACGAAAUUGACCGCCACACAACAUUUGCCUAUUGGGUGCCCCAGAAUGCCUUGCCUUCAGAUUUCCUGGAGAAUGUGCUGUGUGGCAUAGCCUUUGUCCUGGGCGUGCUGGGCAUCGUUGUGGGCACUGUCCUCAUCAUCUAUUUCCGGAAGCCUUGCUCAGGUGACUGAUUCUUUUUGAUCGGAGUUUGAUGCCAACACCUUCAGCCAUUCAAGCAGGGGAUCCUCAGGUUUCUCACAUCCUGCCCAAGAUCUUUCCUCAGAACAGAAGUCCCUGGGACUCUCCUGGGGAGUGUGCAUGUAGGUUUUUCAGCCGGAGGCUCUGCUGUUCCUGAGUUUGCAUCCAGAGGAGCCCAGAGUGGCCUGUCACAACGACACCUUCUUACUUCAGGCAAUAAAUCUCAGAUUAUUUUUAUCA